This is a messenger RNA of Vicugna pacos (alpaca), 3316 nucleotides long. The record is from RefSeq and is a predicted model, not a curated record. Lineage: Eukaryota; Metazoa; Chordata; Mammalia; Artiodactyla; Camelidae.
UUCAGAUCCUCCCUGUAGUGUGUGUGGGUGGAGGAGCUGGGCUCCGCUAGUGGACCAUGGUCCAGGCAGGGGCUCCAGGUCCAGAGUGGGUGGGAGGAGAAGGCGUCACUUCCGGGGGCCAUCGCCAGUGUCUGGUGGCUCCCUGCUCUCUGAUUGGGCAGAAAUAGCCUGGGCAGGCGUGUGACCCCACUGGCGUGGAGGGGCUAUGCCCCAACGCCACCUGUCUUCCUACCCAUCUGCUCCACAGAGUGUUGCCUGCUCUGCCCCUGGGCCCUGGAGCCCUUCUCCACCCGGUGAGUGGUGAGUGGCGAGCAAGGUUUGGAGUUAAGUGAGGGUAGGAAGGACUGGAAAGAGGAAUUGGGCUCUCUGCUGGGGGAGGGGCAGGCAAACUGGAACCUACAGGCACUGACCUUUGUCGAGAAGAGUGUAGACUUCCCAGAAUGGGAGGAGCAGGACAGAGCAGGGGUAGGGGGUGGGGUGCUGCUUUCUGAGGGACUGAUCACAGACUUGGUGGAAUAUGGCACAGUCCUGGCUGGCCCAAAGGAAAGAGGACCUAGGCCCAGGGAGAAAAUAAGAAAGGAGGUACAUUUCAAGCUUAGGGAACACAGAUCCAAGCUGGACACAGCUGCAAUCCCCAUUCUUACCCAGUCAUUCCUAGUUAGCUUAUGGGGUUCUGAAUCCUGGGGCUGGGGAAGCUGGGCCAGGCAAGCCAGGCACAGGGAGAUGGUAAGGGGAGGAGGGCUCAUGCAUGUUGACAGACCUACAGGAAAUCCCAAUAUUGAAUCAGGUGCAGGCCUCUUUGCACAACUUGUGAAAGAAGGAGGAAGCUAUGUGGGGGGUCCUGCAAAGGAACCGGAAGGGGUCUGUGGCGGGGGCUGGGAGGAAGGUGAGGGCUAGGAGACGGAUAAGGUGGGUGUCUAAGACGAGGUAAGCCCUGUAAGGCGGGCAUCACCUCACCCAGCAGGUGAUCAUUCCUGGGCAACUUGCUUCAGGAAGGAAGUCUCAGGACUGUUAGCCCAUCUCUUUACCUUGGAUAACCCAGUAUUUCAGAACUUAAGAGUGCAAAGGAAAACUCCAAGAGACUUUAUGUGUUGGGGUAAAUAGAAAAAGAAUGAGAGGUUAAUUUCUCCCACACCACCUUCUCAAUCUUUUAAUCACCGACCUCUAGAAGUCCAGUUUUAUUUUUGCCUCAUUCCCCUCUUCAACCCCAUUCCCCAAUCUACUCCUCAGCAUACUUUGCAUGUUUGGUACCUCCUCGUCCUGGCCCUAUACCCUGUUUCCAAGCUCUUCUCCAAUACUUCCAUUCUCCAUCCCCACCCUAGAUUUUCUCCAAUGAAACAACCAGGGUUGCUCAGACUUUGAGGAGAAUUGAGAUGUGUGUGUACAUAUCCUGUCCUGCCGCUCUUGGCAGGGGGCAGGGCCAGACCUGCCUCAGGAACUAAGGAACCCUGACAGAGGAGACCCUGUAUGCUACAGUCACAAGACGAUGUGGGAGCACUCCAAGCUUCAGCAGUUCUAGGCUGGAUAGAUUCUAGACCCUCUUCCUCGACCCACCUGUGCCCCACCUGUGCCCUACCCUACUCUGCCCAGAAGUGCAAGAGCCCAAGCCGCCUCCAUGGCCCCAGGAAGGAUUCAGGGGAGAGGCCCCAUACAGGGAGCCACUCCAACCAGACAGCCUGGCCAGAAUGGAGCUGACUGAAUUGCUCCUCAUGGUCAUACUUCUCCUAACUGCAAGACUAACUCUGUCCAGCCCGGCUCCUCCUGCUUGUGACCCCCGACUCCUAAAUAAACUGCUUCGUGACUCCCACGUCCUUCACAGCAGACUGAGCCAGUGCCCAGACAUUAACCCUUUGUCCACACCUGUCCUGCUGCCUGCUGUGGACUUCAGCUUGCGAGAAUGGAAAACCCAGACGGAGCAGACCAAGGCACAGGACGUUCUGGGAGCAGCGACCCUUCUGCUGGAGGCAGUGAUGGCAGCACGGGGACAACUGGGACCCAGCUGCCUCUCAUCCCUUCUGGUGCACCUUUCUGGACAGGUCCGCCUCCUCCUUGGGGCCCUACAGGGCCUCCUUGGAACCCAGCUUCCUCCACAGGGCAGGACCACAGCUCACAAGGAUCCCAGUGCCAUCUUCCUGAGCUUCCAACAACUGCUCCGAGGAAAGGUGCGUUUCCUGCUGCUUGUAAUGGGGCCCACCCUCUGUGCCAAGCGGGCCCCACCCACCACAGCUGUUCUGAGCAGCACCUCUCCAUUCCUCACCCCGAACAAGCUCCCAAACAGGACUUUUGGAUUGCUGGAGACAAACUCCAGUGUCUCAGCCAGAACUACUGGCUCUGGACUUCUGAAGAGGCUGCAGGGAUUCAUAGCCAAGAUUCCCAGUCUACUAAACCAAACAUCCAGGUCUUCAGGCCAAAUCCCUGGACACCUAAACAAGACACACAGACCCUUGAAUGGGAUUCAUGGACUCUUUCCUGGACCCUCCUCCAGGGCCCUAGGAGCCCCGGGAAUUCCUCUAGGAACUUCAGACAUGGGCUCCCCACCACCCUACCUCCAGCCUGGAGAUUCUCCUUCCCCAGCCCAUCCUCCUCCUGGACAAUACACCCUCUUCUCUCCUUCACCCCCCUUACCCAUCCCCAUGGUCCAGCUCCAACCCCUCCUUCCUGACCCCUCUGCUAUCACACCCAACUCUACCAGUCCUCUUCUAGUUGCAGCCCACCCUCACUUCCAGAAUCUGUCUCAGGGAGAGUAAGGUACUCAGGCAAUGCCAAGCUCAGCAUUGUCUCCCACAUACAAUCCCCUUACUCAGAGGAGAGGCCCUGGGACACAACUGCAGCUAGACAGGCAUACCUCAUUUUAUGGCGCUUCAUUUUAUUGUGCUUUACAGAUACUGCAUUUUUUACAAAUUGAAGGUUUGUGGCAACCUUGUGUUGUCGGAUGAUGGUUAGCAUUUUUUAGCAAUAAAGUAUUUUUUAAUGAAGGUAUAUACAUUGCUUUUUUAGACAUGCUAUUGCACUCUUAAUAGACUACAGCAUCGUGUAAACAUAACUUUUAUAUGCACUGGAAAACCAAAAAGAUUCCUGUGACUCGCUUUAUUGUGAUAUUCACUUUAUUCCAAUGGUCUGGAACCAAACCCACAAUAUCUCCGAGGUAUGCCUGCACCAGAUUUCCUGCUUUUGCCUGAAACUGAAGCUCUGGUAAAGGGAGACAUGCAAGAGAGAGAAAGUAGAAUUUUUUUUACUAUAUAUCAUAAAACUUCAGAAGCUAUCUUUUUUUAAACUAUCAAUAGUAUCUACCAGGGCAGCCAGUUACCUCUUGUCU